Messenger RNA from Telopea speciosissima, 507 nucleotides. RefSeq lists its product as uncharacterized. The transcript is spliced from 4 exons. The record is from RefSeq and is a predicted model, not a curated record. NCBI's taxonomy places the organism in Eukaryota, Viridiplantae, Streptophyta, Magnoliopsida, Proteales, Proteaceae. Bases 82 to 312 code for a protein of 76 amino acids.
UGGAUCCGUAAGGUAUAAAUAGAGAAAGUCAAAAAACCCGCCGUCUCAAAAGAGACAAAGAAAGAGAGACAGAGACGGAAAAUGGGGUUCUGCUUCGCCUGCUUCGGUGCUGGUAGAGAGCAGAGAAGAGAGGAAGAACGCCUGGCCUCCCAAGAUGCUCGAGCCAAAGCAGCCGAAGCCGCUGAGAAAAGGCAGGAGCAAUUUGAGAAGUCUGCCGCAGGAAGAGCUGCGCGUGCACAACUAGCAGCAAAUGCAAAGCAGACAGUUGGCUCUACCAAAGGUGAACCAGUUCUUAAGUGGCAAAUGGGAUGAAGUUUACCCUUUGGCUGUUCAAGUAUAACUGUUUCUAUAUUUUGGAAGGUUCAAAGAUGCUGUAUCUAUGGCUACAUCUCCUGCAAACUUUUGGUUGCUAUUUUGGCCGCCUACCAAUGAUUGUUAAGAUUUGCUGUUCUCCCACCUUUUUCAGAUGCCAAGGCUUUUCCUAAAAUUUAUUCCCCUUCUCAGGUU